Molecule: messenger RNA, 2304 nt
Organism: Eimeria necatrix
Lineage: Eukaryota; Apicomplexa; Conoidasida; Eucoccidiorida; Eimeriidae
Exons: 3
Coding region: 1-2304 (767 amino acids)
Biological process (GO): protein phosphorylation; mitotic cell cycle; regulation of cytokinesis
Cellular component (GO): cytoplasm; centrosome; spindle pole
Molecular function (GO): protein kinase activity; ATP binding
Source: RefSeq, a predicted model, not a curated record
AUGAGGAAGUUGUUUGAAGGCGCUGCUGUUGCGGCGCUGCUGCUUGUCUUCCUGCACAUCUCUUUUGCUGCUCCCGUCUUAGCAGCAGAUGAAAACGAAGAAGCAGCAGCUGCUGCUGCUGCUUCUCCAGCAGCAGCAGCAGCAGCAGCAGCUCCAGCAGCAGCUGCAUAUCCACUGAAAGCACUGCUAGAAGCCGCCGCAGCGUCUUCUGCUGCAGGAGAAGCCGCUGCAGCAGCAGCACUUGCUUCCGCAGAAGCAGAUCAGGCAGCAGCUGAUGCUGCAGCAGAAGCAGAUGCAGCAGAAGCAGAUGCUGAUGCUGCAGCAGAAGCAGAUGCUGCAGCAGCAGAGGCUUCGCUGCAGCAGCUCAUGGAGGAAGUCUCAGGGCAGCAGUUCUUAAGUGCUUCUUCUGCUGCAGGGCAGCGGCCGCGGCGCCUAAUGGCUGCUGCGGGCGCCGGGCUGGUGAUGUUAGCUGGUGGGGCUCUUCUGCACGAGCACGCGGGUUCCAUUCAAAGGGCCUUUAAGACCAUGUCCAACAACUUCAAGUACAAGCCUUGGUCUUGGACUUGGUACUUGUGGAAGUUGCCGACAGUGGACGAGCGCGACUGGCCGGAGUUCCAGGCAGUGGCGGAUGGGCUGGAGGGUUUAUCAGGGGCCCCCUCUGGCGUAGCAGUGCCCCCCCUGGGGCCCCCCGGGGGCCCCCCCGGGGGCCCCCCCGGGGGCCCCCCCGGGGGCCCCCUCGGGGGCCCCGGGGGGCCCCCGAGCGGGGAGGGCCGGCGGGGCCGGCGGCGGACGUUCGUGACGAUAGUGGAGCAUCCUUCGGAGGAGUUGUCGGAGUUUUUGGAGUUGAGUUCGGAAGAAAGAAAAGAAGGAGUUGCAAUAAAAGGGCGGAGUUACCGGCCGGAGUUCGGGAAGGAACAGACUGCGUGGGAAGUGUACGCGAUGCAGCAGCACGUGCCGCAGCAGCAGCUGCUGCUGCUGCAGCUGCUGCGGGCCUUCCGCUCGCGGCGCAGCGCAAACGUCUACCUGGUGCUGCCGCGCGCCUGCUGCGACUUUUCGCAGUACUACCGCGACGCGCCGCGCAGCGUCGAAGUGCUGUGGGCCGCAGCAGAAAUGGCCGCUGCUGUUGCGCUGCUGCACCGCAGCGGCUUUCUCCACAGAGACUUGAAGCCUCCGAACUUCUUUGUAGGACUUGAUGGCCACAUUCGCCUCGCGGACUUCGAGAUGCUGUGGCCGCUGGGCCAGCCCUGCCCGCAGGAGGAGGCCACGCACACGCGGGGCUUCACGGCCCCCGAACUUCGCCGUUUUUCUUCUUUUGUGCCUUUUUCGGCUAAGUCCGACGUCUACGCGCUGGGCAUGGCCUUCGCCCGCAUGCUCGUGCGCGUCCGCAAGUACCAGCAAGUCCCGCGCGAGGCCGCGCUCGUCCGUCUUGUCCUCAAAAUGGUCAAUCCCGACAUUUCCAAAAGAGCUUCUCUCCAACAAGUCCUCAACGACGAGUACUUCCACGGCGUCGACUGGGCCCUCGUCGAGGCCGGCCAGGGGCCCCCCCCCUGCCCGCUCGCCAGGCAGGUCAUGGAGCGCUACUCCGCCGCCAGGUCCCGCCUCGCCCAGCAGCAGCAGCAGCAGCAGCAGCAGCAGCAGCAGCAGCAGGGGGACCCGCAGCAGCAGCGCGAGCAGGAGCUGCAGAAGAAACGCAGAAGCUUGAGACGCUCCAAAGUGCAAAAACCCAAACCCCAGCAACACGCAGAACUCGAAGAAGAACAAGUCCGAGUCCUCAGGGAACUGCAGCGCGAACAGGAAGAGCAGCAGCGGGACCAGCAGCAGCAGCAGCAGCAGCACGACAACCACGAGCAGCACGACCAGCCGGAGCAACAGGACGAACGGGAGCAGCACGGCCAACGGGACAAACAGGAGCAGCAGCAGGAAAGCCGUGAAGAGCCUGUGCAGCAAGAGCAGCAAGAGCAGCACGAGCAGCACCAGCAGCAAGAGCAGCACGAGCAGCAAGAGCUGCGCGAGCAGCAGGAACAGCAGGAGCCUCACGAGCUGCAGGAGCUGCGGGAGCCGCACGAGCAGCGAGAGCAGGAUGUGCAGCAGGAGCAGCACGAGCAGCACGAGCAGCAGGAGCAGCACGAGCAGCAGGAGCAGCAGGAGCAAAUGCACGAGCAGGCAGAAGAGCAGGAGCACCAAGAGCAGCAGGAAGCAGAUUACGAACAGGAAGUGGAGCAAGAGGAGGAGGAGAAGCUGGAGCAGGAAGAGAAGCUGGAGCAGCAGCAGCAGGACACAACUGUGGCAGCCUCACAAGAAUAG